AUGAUAUGUUGUUUAAUUGUUUUAGCGUUGAGGGUGACGAAUGGAUCAUACAUCGUGAAUGGCGACUUCGCGGUGAGCGCGCCGGGCACAUACGAGGCGGCUGGUGCGAGGUUUCUUUACUCACGUAACGCUGGUCUCGACAACGUCUUCGCUAUGGGACCUGUACAUCAAUCAAUCGAUAUAAUGGUAUUAUACACGCAACCGAAUCCAAACAUAAAGUACGAAUACCUGACUGAUUCACCACCGGACGACACCUCGAACGACAUCCCGACUACUAGUGUGCACCAUCAGACGGCGCGGCAUCAUCGCCACCACGCUGAAUCACAUACCAGAGCUCUGGAUAAAUCUGAACCAUCGUUAGCGAAGCAACCAGAGUUCUCCUCGGCUGAAAGCCAGUACCAAAUAGACAGUAACGUGAUAGGUGAUAGAAAGUUUAUCUGGAAAGUGGUAUCGUUUACACAAUGUACGCGAACUUGCGGCGGAGGUCUGCAGAUCGGUAAAUACAAAUGUGUGGAAGUAGGAGACAAAGACAGGGAAGUGUCGCCAGCACAUUGUUCAGGUAGCUCGCCGCCUGCCCGGCGCAGACGAUGUGGCACUGCGCCCUGCCCGCCAAGAUGGAGGGCGGCCGCCUGGGGGCCUUGC
Messenger RNA from Papilio polytes (common Mormon), 642 nucleotides. RefSeq names its product ADAMTS-like protein 4. The record is from RefSeq and is a predicted model, not a curated record. Gene Ontology annotation, biological process: extracellular matrix organization. Gene Ontology annotation, cellular component: extracellular matrix. The transcript is spliced from 2 exons. Gene Ontology annotation, molecular function: metalloendopeptidase activity. NCBI's taxonomy places the organism in Eukaryota, Metazoa, Arthropoda, Insecta, Lepidoptera, Papilionidae. The annotation marks the transcript as partial.